Micropterus salmoides (largemouth bass) is the source of this 3757-nucleotide messenger RNA. Its product is annotated as arrestin red cell-like. Bases 128 to 1360 code for a protein of 410 amino acids. Gene Ontology annotation, biological process: positive regulation of ERK1 and ERK2 cascade; G protein-coupled receptor internalization; signal transduction. NCBI's taxonomy places the organism in Eukaryota, Metazoa, Chordata, Actinopteri, Centrarchiformes, Centrarchidae. The record is from RefSeq and is a predicted model, not a curated record. Gene Ontology annotation, molecular function: angiotensin receptor binding. The transcript is spliced from 14 exons. Gene Ontology annotation, cellular component: cytoplasm.
UGUUUUUUUGUCUCUAAGCUCCGGAAACAGGCUGAAUGAUCCCAAAAAGUUGGCAAGAACAGCGAACAGCCCGGACCAGCACAGACAGCAGACCAGCACAUCGGCGACUGUCCACAGGACCGAGGAGAUGGGGGACAAAGCGGGGACCAGAGUCUUUAAGAAGUCGAGUCCGAACGACAAGCUCACUGUUUAUCUUGGAAAGCGAGACUUUGUUGAUCACUUAGACCACGUAGAUCCAGUAGAUGGAAUGCUCCUUGUAGACCCAGAGUAUCUGAAAGGUCGAAAAGUGUUUGUGACUCUGACCUGUGCGUUUUGUUACGGUCGGGAGGACCUGGAUGUCCUAGGCCUUUCCUUCCGUAAAGAUCUGUAUGUCAGCACCGUCCAGGUCUUUCCUCCUCUGCAGGAGGAAAAGAAGCCUCUGAGCCACCUGCAGGAGAGGCUGCUGAAGAAGCUGGGUCAUCGUGCCUACCCCUUCAACUUCACUAUCCCCCAGAACCUGCCUUGCUCAGUGACCCUCCAGCCAGGUCCAGAGGACACUGGGAAGGCAUGUGGUGUGAACUAUGAGCUUCGAGCAUUCUGUGCCAAGACUGUGGAGGAGAAGAUCCAUCAAAGGAACUCUGUGCAUCUGGUGAUCAGGAAAGUUCAGUACGCCCCAGAGAAGCCAGGUCCACAGCCGAUGAUGGAGACCAGUCGCAGCUUCCUGAUGUCUGAUAGAGCUUUACACCUAGAGGCCUCAUUGGAUAAGGAGCUGUACUACCACGGUGAGCCCAUCAGUGUCAAUGUCCAUGUCACCAACAACUCUUCUAAGACUGUCAAAAGGGUGAAGAUAUCUGUUCGUCAGUAUGCUGAUAUUUGUCUGUUCUCCACCGCUCAGUAUAAGUGCCCAGUUGCCCAGGUUGAAGCAGACCACCAGGUUUCUCCCAGCUCCACCUCCUGCCAGGUCUACUCUCUGACCCCCGUGCUGGGUAUAAACAGGGAAAAGAGAGGCCUGGCCCUGGAUGGAAAGCUGAAGCAUGAAGACACCAACCUGGCCUCCAGCACCAUAGUAAAAGAAGGGACCAACAAGGAGAUGAUGGGCAUCAUGGUUUCCUACAGAGUCAAAGUCAAACUGGUGGUGUCUCUUGGGGGGGAUGUAGCAGUGGAACUUCCUUUUGUCCUGAUGCAUCCCAAACCUAUAGACCAGCCCAGCUCCCAACCACAGUCAAUUGCUCCAGAGGCUGAUGCUCCUGUGGAUACAAACCUCAUAGAGUUUGACAUGCAUACUUCCUCUCAGGCUGAUGACUUUGUGUUUGAAGAUUUUGCUCGUCUGCGGUUGACAGGGAUGAUGGAUGACAAGGAUGAGGACAAACCCUUCUGUUAGCUCCUCCUCCUUCAGCAUCAGUUACUUGUCUGAGCGAAAGGUUACAAGCCACUCAACCAAGAACCCAAGAAGAAGAAAAUGAGCAGACGGCCAGAUGUGUGAGGACAACCUCUGGAAUCUUGCCACAUGCUUUGAUUGUACCAUUUACUCUGUAUGGGCUAUGGUAUAUGUCUGUUGUUUAAGGAGCAGCCAACAAAAAAUCAGCUGCUUGGUGUCUUACACAUAUAGACCUAUCAUAACAUAAAUGACAGGUCACUUGUUGUUUUCAGGUAUCAGUGAAACCGCUAAAAGCUAUGACAGAGGAACCUAACUUUUAUUGCUUCCUAUUGAUUUGUCCUUCACCUCUUUAUACUCAAGUAAAUCGAGUGCAUUUUUAUGACUGCACCGGCCACAGCUGUGGCUGGAGGCUGUAUGUUUUCAGGUUGUCUGUUAUCUGUCCGUCCCAUUCUUGUUUUUCAGAUGUGGUGCAAACAUCCACUUAAACUAAAGCAUGAACUGAGUUCAUUGAGUUUGGUGGUCAAAGGUCAAGGUCACUGUGACCUCACGCCUGUCCCAUUCACGUGAACGUGGUAUCUCAGGAAUACCUGGAGGGAAGUGGCACAAACGUCCACUCUGACUCCAGAAUGAAGUGAUUUUAGUGGUCUACGCUCCACUUUAUUACAUUAUUCAACACCAUAACUCAGGAACAGAAGGUAUGAUUGUCACCAUAUUUCACAGUGGGUUGGACACUGAAUAGGUAACACUUUUGACUGAAAGGUCAAAGGUCAUUGUGACCUUAAAAUACAUUUACACAUUUUGGGUAGCACUACUCUGUAAGAACCCAUCUUUACAUAGUAAUCGAAUUUAUGUGUACCUUUUCAACCAAUACAUCUAUGAAUAGUUCCACAAUGUAUAUUUACUGGUAUCAUAUCAUAAAUAUAGUAGUAUAAUUACCUUUUUUCAAAUCCUAGUAUUAAGUAAGUAAGUAUUUACUGCAUCUAUGAGUCUGGACACAUAGAUGGAAACUACAACUCACUGGUUGGCCGAGGCAUACAAUUGCGGCAGUUCUGGUUAUAUUUGGAUCAGAAAAAGCUAGAGUUAAAUUUGUAAACAGGAAUGAUUUUAUUUUAGUAGUUAUUUUUGCUAAUAUAUAUUUCCCUUAUCUCAAGUUGGAUGGAACAGAUAUCAAUAGGUGAACUAACUGAAACAAAUUCCCAUCAUGCAUACAGAUUUUUAAUGUCUGUUGAACAGCCAGGAGUUGUUUGACUCUAGCUUUGGCCUUCCAGUGCGAGAUCAACUCUUCUUUAGUGCACCUCCAAAAAAUACAGUAGUAUUCUGAUGAUUAGUGUGUAGUUAGUAUGCUUUUCCAGGUCCAAAAUUGUAAAGUGAAAGGGGUACACUGAUUUUCACUUAUUUGAGACAUUCUCGUGCUAGGUGCACAGUGCCUCGUGUCUCUCCUGGAUCUACACACAAUCCUAAUGCCCAGUAUGUACAAGUUGUAAGUAUGUAAGGCCUGUGUCCCAAAUGCAUACAAUUUACUCCUAUAUAUGACCACAUUUUGAAUACGCAGUUUGUUCUCACUGGCAAAUAAAAAAUAAACACUUACAAAUGCUGCUUAACAAACAGUAGUUGUUUUUUUACAUUUGGUUAAAUUUAAGAAUUGUAACCAAUGCAGAGCCUGCCAGUUUAUCAUUAGGGCUAUACUCUCAUGUAAUCCUUCUGUAGGAUAGAAUUGGGACACAUUGUAGGACCAUAGUGUGUAUACAAAAACUUUUAGCUAGAGCCAUCAGUAUACAUGCGUUAUUCUGUCAAAAUAAUUUAACAUGUAAGUUGACUAGCUAGACAAUCAACCACAUAUUCACUGGACUUUUUAACAGUAUUCUUUUUUCUUGGUCUCUAUGCAUCUUACUUGAGCUGUUAAUUACAAUGAAAAAGAGACAGUGUCUCAGCUGGGCACAAAGUCUUUCCUGUGUCCUGAGUUAAGCUCUUGUGUUUUUGUAUCAAUGAAGAUGAAUGAUGAUGAUUAUGAAUGAGUCAGAUUUUUCCCCAAAGAGUUCUAAAUAUGAGCUGUAUAAGUGUAAGAUACUACAGCUAUUAUCAUUAUAAUCUAUUGAAAUUUGAAAUAUAGUUACGUAAACAUAUUGCAAGAUCUACCGUGAAUUGGAUUUAUUUUAUUCUGCGUGGGUUUCGUCCGGGUGCUCCGGUUCCCCACCAUCAAAAACAUAUUCUUCAGUCAGUGCCAAUGAUCAGACAAUGAUAUAGAUCUGGAGUUGGUCCCCGGGCGCUGCACAGUGGCUGCCCACUGCUCUCUUGAAGAAUGGGUUAAAUGCAGAGAAUGAAUUGCGCUACAUGUGUGUAUGUCACAAUAAAGUCCCUUCACCUACGUUAUUUUAAAAUGAAAUAAAAUGUUCAAAUAAU